UCACUUGAGCGGCACACGCCAGUUCUAUAGAAGCACAUGUUGGACACUGGUUCCCCUGGGGGGGCCUGGGGGGUAGUGGGAGGCCCCAAAACACACACACACACAUGCACAGCUGAAUUUACAUGUCGGUUAUAAUGCAAAGCUGUGUACAGGCCAUCCAGAAAAGCAGGGAAGACCCACCCCUCUACCACAGAACAGAAAGCAAACCCUCCUGGCUGUGCUGAUAGUGUGAGCUCUGCGUUCGCUGCUGGUUCAUUCAAGGCCAUACACACGCACACGUGCACACAUAUCUGGAUUUUUUUGCUUUCUCCACGACUGGAUAGAUGACUCUGCAGGGGCCUUGCUAGAGACGGAUGCUUUAGUGUGACCGGGCAAUGAUACCUCUGACGGUGCCUCUCCGGUGUCAUGAGCUGUGUCUUCUCCUCGCUUCUGUGUAACUUCGCCACCUGGACUUCAGCCCCACCAUCCGCUCACCUAUGCCUGCAGGACCAUGGGGAGCGUCAGCAGCCUGAUCAACGGCAACAGCCUCAAUACGAAACACUGCAGGGCGUCUGAGUACAGGAUUAGAAAGGGAACCAGCCAUCACAGAAAGAGUGGCGGUUGCAGCCUAGACGGCUUACUGAACUGUGGUUUCACUCAGGGCUCCUCGUCCACAGCUCAUCCCUCCAAAGGCCUCACCCACUCCCGCUCGGGACGAAGUGAAGAUUUCUUUUACAUCAAGGUGAGCAAUAAAACGAGGUCGGCCAAUCACAGAGGAGUAUCGAUGGAGGACAAAGGGAACAGAGAUGGGGAGUCAGACGGGCGACUGCAACCAAAGCUGCUGCUCAUGUCGAGGAAAAUGAAUGAGGCGACCACUGCUGAGAAGUCAUUGGUCCGUUCCACUGCCUUCAAGCCUGUGCCUCCCAAGAGUACAUCCUCCACAGAGACAGGCCACAGCAGCCUGGACCGCAUCCUUUGUCCUCUGGAGAAACCAAGGAGUUCAGAGUUUAAACACAACACCUUUUCAGGGACUCUGUCAGACUCCGGACGUAACUCUAUGUCCAGCCUCCCCACCCACAGCACCAGCGGCAGCCUAAGUGCUUCCACAGGCCCCGUCAGUCACAGUGAUGGCAGCUCAGCUCCUGCAAAUAGUCUCGGCAAGGCAGCACAACCCAGUUUGCCUUCAUGGGUCAAGGGGAAUAGCACUAACCUUGACUCUAGCUACAGGACUCCUUUAAACACUGAUGGCUUCGCAACUAAGGCUAAUGGAGAUGCCGGCUCCCCAUUUUCCGCAGAUAAGUCAAGCCCUCUCUCUGAAACAGCAGGUGGGAUUCGAUCCCCCAUUACCACAGAUGAGUCGCUGAUUGAACGUUUGGAACAAAGGCUGUUGGAGCGAGAGACUGAACUGCAGGAGCUACAGGGGAGUUUUGAGGAGAAGGAAGUAGACACCUGCCAGCUCUUUGAUGAGAGACAGAGGUACUGUUCCGAGGAGAUGGAGGGGCUGAAGCAGCGAUGCUCCACAAAGUUACGACAAGUGUCGCAAAUGGCUGCAAAAACCCAGCAAGCGCUCCAGUUGCAGGUCAGCCAGCUCCAGGCAGAGAAGGAGAGGCUCCAGGAAGACGUUUCAAAGUUGACCCGGGAGAAGGAUCUCAUCAAGCUCAGGCUGAGGUCUUACGAGGCCGAGAGCACACAGUUGGCGCCGACACUCGAGGAAACUCAGUGGGAGGUGUGCCAGAAGACAGGAGAGAUCUCACUGUUGAAGCUGCAGCUGAGAGACAGCAAAGCGGACGUCAACAUCCGGCUAAACGAGAUAGUCAGCCUCAGGGCGUCACUGAAGGAGAACGCAGUGAAGAUGGAGAUGCUUGAGAAACAGAAUAAAGACCAUGAAGACAAACUGCGCUCCCGCACUAUAGAGGCCGAGGUUUGCCAAAAUGAACUCCAACGCAAGAAGAACGAGGCUGAUCUGCUGAGGGAGAAAGUGGGCAAACUCGAGAAAGACAUUCAAGAAAUGAAACAGGAUCUGGUUGUGGCCAAAGAGGAGAGGCUGCGACACAGUUUGAACCUCGAGGCCAAUGCCCAGACUCAGGAAAAACUAAUCAAAGGCUCCGACUCCCCCACCCAGGGCCGGGGUGAGGAGAACAGGGAAGACGCCUCCACAGAGUCACUCCAGACAGAAGUGGGGCGACUGAAGCGGCAGCUCAGGGAGGAGAAGGACGCUCAGGAAAGGCUGGCGAACACCUUUGAGCAGGAGAGGCAGACCUGGAACAGGGAGAAGGACAGAGUCAUCAAGUACCAGAAGCAGCUCCAGAUCAACUACCUGCAGAUGCACAGGAAGAACCAGGACCUGGAGAGGAUCCUGAAGGAGCUGACCACUGAACUGGAGAGCCGGACGGAGCUGGGAAUGGACAUCUACAGCUCAGGGUUACAAACAUACGAAGACGUUAUUGCCACAGAGAUUUGAUGUGAGCACUCACUAACAAUGUUGUUUUCACCUCAGAUAUUUAUGUCACAACAACUGGAGCUCACUGCUAACAAGUCUUUUACUAUGGUUAUUUAAUAGAAUAUGCAUAAUCUAGUUUGUUUGAGUCCAGGGCACAUUCUUGUGAUAUACUUUGUGAUGACCAUGCUACUACUUGUUUAAAAGUAAAUACUAAGUUAUUUAAUGUUCAAAUGAGAAUAUUCUUUAUUUUUUACUAUGUUGACUAAAAAAACCCCUCAUCAUUAAAAUCACGCAAAAUUUUUCUCAUUUAAAAAUCAUUAUUAGUUGUUCUACAGGCCAGAGUCAGCUGACUCAUCUGUUUCAUGACUAAUGUCAAAUGGUCGCACAUAAAGCAUGAUCGAGGUUGAACACAUGUCUCCUCGGUCAGAAAAUGAGAGUGAUUUAUCAUCUAUUGUGCGUCUAGGUUUGAACCUUAACUUACGUGGCCCUGUCUGUUUAUUUUAUUGUGUGCUCCCGAAGAGGGUUGUGCAUGGAAAUGAGUUUUAACUAAACAAAUGCACAGGUCUUCUGAUGUGAUAAAGUGCAAAAAAAAUGGUUUCCACUACAAAUACAUGUUGAGCUGUCAUGUGUUGUCACCCUUAAAUUAUAUCCAACAUUGAAUAUCAUAUAGGUUUAAUUGCAAAAAUGCAAUAGUGGGAUUAAUAUAUAUUAUUAAAUCAGUUGUAUGUUGUUUUCAAUUUUCCCAGUUCUGUAUAUUCGCCACUUCGAGUAACUAGUCAGGUAACCUUUAAAAUCACAUGCAACAUAAAUUUCACUCCACUGAU
Molecule: messenger RNA, 3243 nt
Organism: Hippoglossus stenolepis (Pacific halibut)
Lineage: Eukaryota; Metazoa; Chordata; Actinopteri; Pleuronectiformes; Pleuronectidae
Gene: lzts1
Product: leucine zipper, putative tumor suppressor 1
Exons: 9
Coding region: 491-2440 (649 amino acids)
Biological process (GO): regulation of synaptic plasticity; regulation of dendrite morphogenesis
Cellular component (GO): dendritic spine
Source: RefSeq, a predicted model, not a curated record